AUGCAACCCGGCAACAUGAUGUCGUCGCCGUUGAAGAUACAUCCCGAGGAGGUUGCGGGCAAGGUGCUCAAGAGGGCUGAAAUCAGCAAGAUGGCCAGGAGACUGCAGAACCGCCUCGCUCUUGCCCAAUUCAAAACGAAGCAUGGGCUCGAAGACCUGACCCUCGAUAAGAUCGAGCCCAGGUUCGAGGACAGGAUACGACGCAACCGCUAUCCCGACGGUGACAUCUUGUCCGACUCCUCUUCAAGCGCAUCCGACCUCCCGUACCCCUCGAGAACAUUGAUGAGCUCCCCGCUCAAGGCGCCCAUCUUUUCCGAUGCUAUCAUGUCCAGCAAUGGCAGCACCGGUCACCGAAAGCGCACAUAUGUCCCAUCUUUUGAUCACACCAUGUCGAGUCCAAGCAAACGCUUUCGCCAAUCCCCCACCGCCCACAGAUCCUUCAGCCACCCCCUGUGGAAAGACUCUGAACACCAGCUCACUCAGUCAUCACCCAUGAAACCGAAGCGACAGCAACACUUCACCACCUCGGCCGGUCCCGAUCUGUCGUUUUAUGCAGGCUCCAAACAAAUCAGCGACGUUUACGUUUCUACAAACUAUGCCGCCAAUUCCGAUGACGAUGAUGACCUCCCCAUCCAAUCCUUCCAGGCCAGAAACAGCAUCCGCAUAUCACCACCCCGAACCCCACCAAUGCGCAGCCGCAGCCUCAUGAAGAAGCCCAGAGACAGGCAAUCAGCAGCGGACAAUGACAACGCGGUGAACAACAAGAUGGGCCAGGAAGGUGCCGACCUCUUGUUGUACCUCGCCGCCUCGCCCUCCCCGGCUCAACCCCGAACCAACAACCGGCUGAUGGAGCCCCCCUCCACUCCACCACCAAAGAAGAACAACUUGGCGCUUCCAUCCUCGAUGAUGACCACCCCGGGCGGAGGCAACCCCUUCCCCGCCACACCCGGCAUGAACGCCUUCAACUUUGAAGACUUUGUGCACAUGACGCCGAGCCCGGCGCAAAAGCCGUGGAAGACUCCGCUCGGAAUGGGCGGCAGGACGCCGGCGAGUGUGGCGAGGAGAAGGCUUACGUUUGAUGAUACGACUGCUUGA
Messenger RNA from Podospora anserina S mat+, 1095 nucleotides. RefSeq lists its product as uncharacterized. Lineage: Eukaryota; Fungi; Ascomycota; Sordariomycetes; Sordariales; Podosporaceae. The transcript has 2 exons. The coding region runs from base 1 to 1095 and encodes 364 amino acids. The record is from RefSeq and is a predicted model, not a curated record.